ACGUCACGUCACGCAGCUGAACGUCUCCCUGUCAGGGAGUUUAAUGCUGUUCUAGCCUUUUUCUCUAUAAUUUGAUGCGGACAAUUGCUUACAAGAUUAUAUAACUGACCUGGAUGCACUAAUAUCUAGUUCCAUAUUGCCUAUACCCUACUCUGCCAAUCCUUUUAGCAAGAAGACUGAACAAGCCUCAGACCGAGCGAUCACUGAAAACAUGCAGCAUUUGCUUUACUACAUAUAUUUUGAAUAAAGUGUCAACUAUUUGCUGCCGCUCCUAUAAUUCCAUAUUUUUACAGACAGACAGUUACAGACGUAUUUAAUAAGAGCAGGCAUCAAUGAACGCAAAACUACUGACACCAGAUAGGAAUCUGUGUAUUAUGACGAUUUCCUGUCUGCUCCAGAUCGAGGCUUUGCACGCAUUCUAAUAUUUCUGGCGUCAGCUGAGACGUCCUUCACCGGCAUUUGAUCAUUUCUGGGUGGAUUGGUUGCUUUACGGUGUUAUUGCUGGUGAAAUUGGAGGCUAAUUUCCCUGUAGUGCUGUUAUGGCUGCUGCUGCGAUGGAGGCAGAUGAGCAACAUCGGAUUCGCUUCCAGUUAGAAUUGGAAUUCGUUCAGUGUUUGGCAAACCCUAAUUACCUCAACUUUUUGGCCCAAAGAGGAUACUUUAAGGACAAGUCUUUUGUGAAUUAUCUGAAAUAUCUGCUGUACUGGAAAGAUCCAGAAUAUGCUAAAUAUUUAAAGUACCCACAGUGCUUACAUAUGUUGGAACUGCUGCAGUAUGAACACUUCCGGAAAGAGCUGGUAAAUGCCCAGUGUGCCAAAUUCAUCGAUGAACAGCAAAUCUUACACUGGCAGCACUACUCUCGCAAGAGGAUGAGAAUGCAGCAAGCCCUGGCAGAACAGCAGCAGCAAAACAACACUUCCAGCAAAUAAAUGUGCCCAGUUGUCUCCAGACAGCUAUGUGUUUGAGACUUGCCCCUGUUCAAGCCAGUCAUGUGGGAAUCCAAGGCCUCCAUGAUAGGACUAUGACUGCAGAUGCACAUCUCUAUGAAGUUGUAGAUCAUGGUUUCAUAUAGUGGAAUUGACUAUGCCACUAUGGACUGUUUAUACAAGCACAAUCCCUUGCAACUACAUUUUCAGAUACAGUUGAAUUCUAGCCUUGAUGUGCUCUGUUAGAUCAUAGUCACUUACCCUCUGGCCAGUGACUAAACUGUAUAACAAUUCAGUGUACAAUAAAAUAAAAAUUAUACAGGCACAUCAUCAUAGAGUUAGCAGCUCAUUCCAAGCUCGAGUGGCUGAUAAGAAUGUAAAUAAAUGUCAAUAAUUGUUAUAUGCCCUAACCUAGCUGGAGCACCCAGGCUGUGUAGCGUGGAUUAUUCUCCCAACAAUAUAUAAGGGUAGGACGACACAGACGUUUUCGGUGCGAUCCGACGCACUGCAACAAAACGCUUGCGACGGAAAUAAGGUAAGAGAUCGAAAUGUUGGAUGAAGUCGGAGCGUUGAUACGACAUGACUUUCGGAGGCAGACACAGCAUCUGCCUCCGACAUUCGCGUCGGAUCAACACUGUGACUUCAUGCGUUUUAUCGCAGCGCAUCCGAUCACGCCAAAAACGUCUGUGCAGUCCUACCCUUAGUCUUAAAGAAUGAUGUUGGUCAUGUAAGAGCUUUGUUUUUUGUAUUCAUUUCUUUCUGCUUCAAAAAUGUUGCUUUGGGACCAGAAAUAAUUUUUUUCACUUGCUCCCUGUUUUGCAUUUUUGACCAUUUGUGAAGUUUUAUUUGUAAUGUUUCUCGUUCUGAUGUUUCAGGCAGUCGCUUUCUGACAUGUGUUGUUCAUUUAAAGAGUAUAGCCUUCUUUCAAUAGAAACACUGGUGCAGAAAUGCAAGGUUUCAUCUAUAUUCUUUAACCCAGGACCAAAGGAUUUUUACUGAGAUGAACUAUUUUCCCAGAAUGACCUAAACUGUCGACAUCUGCCUAAUUUGUUUGUUAUUCCACUUUAUGGAAAGAUUUUAACAUCUGUGCAAAAUAUACAACUGAUUUGUCAAGCCUUAUGUAAUGGCCCAAACUGGAAGUUGAUCCAGGAAAAUGGAUUAAUGUGUAUUUCUAAACUGUCCUGGGAACUAAAGAUGCAACAUUAUAAAUAUGAAUGUCAGGGUUCCCAUAUAAUCAUGAUUCACCUUAUACAUAUAAUUUUUCAUGAAUGAGGUUUGCUAUGGGGCUUAAGAUGAUGUGGUUUAGUGACAGGUGCAUAUUGAAAACAAGUGAUCCUGCAUUAUGAACAAUAUUUACCUGUCUGUAAAGAGGAAAAGGCAGGCAGAAGUUUGAGGGCAAACCAAAUAAAGCUUUAUUUUCUGUA
Xenopus laevis (African clawed frog) is the source of this 2350-nucleotide messenger RNA. RefSeq names its product mediator of RNA polymerase II transcription subunit 31-B. NCBI's taxonomy places the organism in Eukaryota, Metazoa, Chordata, Amphibia, Anura, Pipidae. The coding region runs from base 540 to 929 and encodes 129 amino acids. The record is from RefSeq and is a predicted model, not a curated record. The transcript has 4 exons.